AUGGAACCAGAAGAGGCCCCUGACUACCCAGGGCCUUCUGGAAUCUGGGGGGAAUGGGGGACACAGAAAGAGAAGACUAGAUGCUGUUGCCAACUUCCCACCAUUCUACAUGGUGGUGUAGAGCCAGCCCCACCCUUGGUGAAAGAACAAGUGAUCUUGGGUGAGCCCACAGCUAGGAAGCUCACCUCAGGGCCAGAAAUGGCCCCUCGGCCGGCCUCAGACAUACGAGUAUUUGCCAGCAGCUGCACACUGCAUGGCCUUGGCCACGUCUUUGGUCCUGGGGGCCUGACCCUACGCCGGGGACUGUGGGCUGCAGCUGUGCUCCUGUCGUUGGCUACUUUCCUCUACCAGGUGGCUGAGAGGGUGCGCUACUAUGGGGAGUACCAUCACGAGACCGCUCUGGAUGAGCGGGAAAGCCACCAGCUCACCUUCCCCGCAGUCACCUUGUGCAACAUCAACCCGCUGCGCCGCUCAAGCCUCACACCCAACGACCUUCACUGGGCCGGGCCUUCGCUGCUGGGCCUGGACCCUGCUGAACAUGCUGCCUUCCUUCGUGCCCUGGGCCAGCCUCCUGCCCCGCCUGGCUUCAUGCCUAGUCCUACCUUUGACAUGGCACAGUUCUAUGCCCGAGCUGGGCACUCCCUGGAUGACAUGCUGCUGGACUGCCACUACCGUGGUCAGCCUUGCGGGCCACAGAACUUCACUGCGAUCUUCACUCGCAUGGGUCAGUGCUACACCUUUAAUUCUGGUGCCAACGGGGCUGAACUUCUCACCACUCCGAAGGGCGGGAUGGGCAACGGGCUGGAGGUCAUGCUGGAUGUGCAGCAGGAUGAGUAUCUGCCUGUGUGGAGGGACAAGGAGGAGACCCCGUUUGAGGUGGGGGUCCGAGUGCAGAUCCACAGCCAGGAUGAGCCUCCGGUCAUUGAUCAGCUGGGCUUUGGAGCUGCCCCUGGCUACCAGACCUUUGUGUCGUGCCAGCAGCAGCAAUUAAGCUUCCUGCCACCGCCCUGGGGUGACUGUGGCUCUGUAAUUCUGGACCCAGAUUUAGAGCUGGAACCCUCUGGUCAACUGGAUUCACCUAAUCCUAGCCCAGGCCCUAAAUCUCCCUAUAGCAUAAUGGGCUGUCGCCUAGCCUGCGAAACCCGUUACCUGGCUCGGAAGUGCGGCUGUAGAAUGAUGCAUAUGCCUGGCAGUGCGCCAGUAUGCAGCCCCCAGCAGUACAAAGACUGUGCCAACCCAGCCCUAGACGUCAUGCUGCGGAAGGAUGCGUGCACUUGCCCCAACCCUUGCGCCAGCACGCGCUACGCCAAGGAGCUCUCCAUGGUGCGGAUCCCCAGCCGCGCCGCCGCCCGCUACCUGGCUCGAAAACACAACCGCAGCGAGGCGUAUAUCGCGGAGAACAUGCUGGUGCUGGACAUCUUCUUUGAAGCCCUCAAUUAUGAGGCAGUGGAGCAGAAGAAGGCCUAUCAGAUGUCAGAGCUGCUUGGUGACAUUGGGGGCCAGAUGGGGCUGUUUAUUGGGGCCAGCCUACUCACCAUCCUUGAGAUCCUGGACUACCUCUUUGAGGUGUUCCAAGACCGGGUCCUGGGAUAUUUCUGGAACCGCAGGCGCUCUCAGAGGCACUCCAGCACCAAUCUGCUGCAAGAAGGGCUGGGCGGUCCUCAAACUCAUGUUUCUCACCUCAGCCUGGGCCCCAGGCCUUCCACUCCUCCCUGUGCUGUCACCAAGACCAUCUCUGCCUCCCACCGCACCUGCUACCUGGUCACAAGGCUCUAG
Messenger RNA from Chrysochloris asiatica (Cape golden mole), 1776 nucleotides. It is a transcript of the gene ASIC3, whose product is annotated as acid-sensing (proton-gated) ion channel 3. The transcript is spliced from 12 exons. Gene Ontology annotation, biological process: sodium ion transmembrane transport. The coding region runs from base 1 to 1776 and encodes 591 amino acids. Gene Ontology annotation, cellular component: membrane. The record is from RefSeq and is a predicted model, not a curated record. NCBI's taxonomy places the organism in Eukaryota, Metazoa, Chordata, Mammalia, Afrosoricida, Chrysochloridae.